AUGAUUCAUCAGUAUCAUCUCAGCCAGAACAACAGCAACAUCAUCACAAGCAACCGCGUCUCUCCCGUGAUGGUGAAUAUCCUUGCCUUGAUGAACCAUCAUCAUCGUCGUAGAGAAUUUCAUAGAACUCUAAAGAAUAACAACAACAAUUCUUCUACUUCUGAUGCCGGAGACCAACCAGACUGGUCCUAUUGGGUAGCAAAGGAAACUGCUUCUUCAUCAGCUCCAUCAAAUGAAAAAGGCUCUGGCGCUUCACAAAGCCUUUUUGACUUGAUUCUCAACAAGGAGGAACAACCUAACCAAGCCUCUUCAUACCAACGCAAUGAAACUCUUGAAAACUUUUUUGCCUCCCAAACUGAAGAACGCUUGCAAAGCGAACAACUUGAGUCAUUAGAAAGCGCAUUCCAAGAUUUUAAAGAUUUAAUACAACCUCCUUCAAAGCCCCAGGAAUUGAGCCAUUCCUACCCAUUAAAAUAUAAUAGAGAACAAUAUCAAGAACUAGAACAAAGAGUGAGCAAGGAAACCGAUGAAUUACUUGAUGGAUUAACCAAUGAAGAAAUUGAUAAAAUUUUGUGGGAUACUCAACUUGCAAACGACAUUCUGAAGCAAAAGAGUUUGAGAGACUCUAGAAUUUCUCUUUCUAAUUUUGAAAUUAGGAACGAAAUGGAUGCGGAACGAAUGGCUUUGGAUCAAUUCCGUCGUGCCCACAGAGGCUUGAAACAAAGUGAAGAAAAUAUGUCGGAUGUUGAAAGAAAGAUUAAUUUGUUAACAAGAUCAUACUCUUAUCACUUACAACAAAAGAAGAGAGACCAUAUUUUAGAAACAGAGAAAGAUAAGAAGGAACAAAUGUAUAAUGUUUUUAAAAAACAAGCUGAUAACAACCCAGAAGCAUUCAAGACAUUUGCUGAUUCCAUUUUGAAAAAACAGACUAUUCCUAUCGAUUUUAUUCUUCAAAAUUACGCUAAUGGUGUAACCGUAGAAGAAAUUACAAAAAUGAUUUUAGCACAAGAAAAACCAGAGCUAGCAAAACCAAGUUAUGAUGUCGAUCAUUUUUCAGCCAUUAGAAAGGUAGUUCAAACGUUCAUUGACGCUAGACAAGAGUAUUGCAGAGAAAUUCUGGGUGUAAAAACUGGAAGAAGACAUGCCACUGGUUUCACUCUUUAUGCUGAUAGAGCUAUUAGUAAGGACGAUUCACUUGGGUAUAUUUUCAAUAGGCAUAAGGCCAUUCGUGAUGUAGAUAGAAUUGAGAGAACCAUAUCAAACCUUGACGAAAAUACGCCAACCAAAUCAGAAAAGGCAAAGCGAACAGCCAGAACUGCAAAACGUAGAUUAGAAGGACAGAGAUUGGACAAUACCAUGAAAGUCUUCAUGUGGGUGAAGAAGUACAAAAAGCAUAUUUUGAAAUAA
Naegleria lovaniensis is the source of this 1407-nucleotide messenger RNA. RefSeq lists its product as uncharacterized. The coding region runs from base 1 to 1407 and encodes 468 amino acids. The transcript has a single exon. Lineage: Eukaryota; Heterolobosea; Eutetramitea; Acrasida; Naegleriidae. The record is from RefSeq and is a predicted model, not a curated record.